Bradysia coprophila is the source of this 4159-nucleotide messenger RNA. It is a transcript of the gene igl, whose product is annotated as IQ calmodulin-binding domain containing protein igloo. Gene Ontology annotation, molecular function: calmodulin binding. Lineage: Eukaryota; Metazoa; Arthropoda; Insecta; Diptera; Sciaridae. The record is from RefSeq and is a predicted model, not a curated record.
UUCCGGGCAAAAUAUCAUUUUAGUUUAGUAAUAGAAACAUAGCGUGGUGGCAGCGUGGUGCUUUUAGUUUCCAGAGAAGAGAAAAAAAACUUAAUAAACGACUGUACGGGCUUGAUUCACUUUCGUGAUUGUAUCCUUGUUUUAUUAUACACACGUUUGUUGUGCGGUGCGGACGGUUUUUGUUUUGUUUAUACUAUCAUACUACUCGUUUGGGGGGUAGAAAGCGAAAUAAUUUUUUAAAUGGUUUAUAAUAAUUUGUAUAACGUUUUGUCAGUGGAAUAACUAAUUAUCAUAUUAUAAAGAUACGCUAAUUGCAUGUCUAUAAAUUACAAGUGUAUACAGGUCGUUAUCGUUAGUAAUUUUUUUUAAAGACGAAUUUGCAUCAAGGUUUUGACAACGUUUUGCAGUGACUGUACAAAGCCGGCUUCGAAUCUUAUUGAAUACGAGUCGAGCGAAAAGGGCAUUUUAUUUCGCUCUGAAAUCGGUAUUAAACUUUUAUUAUCGUUCGCCCAGCCUUCGAAAUACGGAAUACACGUACGCUUUCGCUAACACGUUUACCAGAUGUUAUUAAACUAAGUGCCAUAGAAAAUUUAUUGUGAGUAAUUUCUGUAUGCAGAAGGGAAAUUCAGUUAAAAUUUCAUGACUCAACAAAAAAAAUUUUUUUUGCUCCUCUUACGUUGAUGAUGGAAAAUUGUUGAAUUGAAUCGAGAAGAGAGUGUUUCCCGUUGGUGCGUAAAAUAUAAGAUUCUCAUUGUGCGGUUGAUCAAUACGAGAUUGUGUUCAGACUAUACGGUCUCAGAAGUGUUAUAGUGACUACCAAUCAGUUUUUGUGCCAGUUAAAAAUGGGUUGCAAUACGAGCCAAGAACCAGCGCCAGUAUCCGUUGAUAACGAUGCUAAUGCAACGGAUACCGGUAAUGGCGGUGUCAACGCUGAACCGGAAAUGAAAAAGGAAAGUGGUGAACAGAAUCACAAACCACAGCCGAAUGAGACACCAAUGAUGAACGGAGAACCACUGGGGAAAGAUGAAGAAGAAGCAGCUGUGAAAAUUCAAGCCGUUUUUCGAGGUCAUAAAGUACGAGCCAAUAUGAAACAAGGCGACUCAUCAUCUAAUAAUUCAAAAGAAGUCGCUCAAGUGCCAUCAACUAAUAAUGCUGACACAACGGAUGAGCCAACGAAAGAGGAACUGGAAGCUGAAUUUAGAGAAGACGAUAAAGAACUAUGCCAUGCAGCUACACGAAUUCAAGCAACAUUCCGUGGUCAUUUAGCCCGUAAGGUAGCCAACGAAGGUGCAUUAAAAGACGAAAAAGAUUUGCAGGAAAUAACCAAAAAAGUUGCCGAAGAAUUGGACAUUGAUCUAACCGAUCCCGAAUUGAAUAAAGCUGCCACAAAAAUUCAAGCCUCUUUCCGAGGGCACAAGGCACGUCAGACCGAAUAGGAACUUAAUAUUAAUGUAAACGAACAUUAAAAAUGAAUGAUGUGGUAAAUUUUAGUUUCAUAAAAAAUGGUAUCCUUAUUAAGUAUGUUUCUGUUGAUAAGAGAACAUAAAAAAUAAAAUUAAAAAAAAUUAAAAAAAAAUUAAAAAAAAUGAAAUUCAAUUAAUUAAAAAUUACAAUGAAAAUGUAAAAUGCCGUAAAUGGAACUUAAAAACGUUUUCGUUUGGAAAUCAAACAUAUUUUUCGUUCGUUUUUGUGAAUUUAGCUGAUUAAAAAUUUAAACAAAAAGAAAAUGAUAAAAAAAUGAAAAUAAAACCAAUUUAUGUAGAUGAAAGUAUUUUGUUAGAGAAAAACCGUACCUACUAACUAAUCACAACCUAUAUUGAUGAUAUGAAAAAAAAGUAAGCAAAAAAACAAAAUAAAAUAUUUCCGUAUAUUAAAUGAAAGGUAAAAAUAUUGAAAAAACUAUGAAUUAAAGGAAAAUGAAGUAAAUGGUCAAGUGCGUAAGGAGGAAUCUGCAAUCAGCGUGUAAAUCACAUUUUUAAUACUGAUUAUGAUCGCUUAGAACUUAUCGGCUGUUUUUUAAGUAAGAUCUAAUCGUUGACGUUGAUCAAUUCGACAGCAGAUCGUACCAAACAAGAUUUUCGUAUUUAUCUACAACUUCUACAGAUCAUUUAUAUAAGAUUCGGUACUUUUAAACACAACAUCACUUUAGUUUCGUUAAAUGUUUUGUUUGUUUGAUUUCAUUUCAUUUCUGUUUGACUUGAUUGGCAAUUAUUCGUCAACAUUCAUUAGAGAAUAUUUGACAGUUUUAACAAGGAUAUCCAUAUCGCAGAUAUGGGUAGGGGAGAGAGAUGGUUAGUGAACAUUGACAGUUGUCGCUUAACGAAAAACAAUUGCUGUACGCGCCCUGAGUUACCAAAUAAAUGUCAAUGUACGUAAGUACAUUCAUUCGAUGAAGUUGUUAAAUUGCUGCAUAGCCAAAAAACAAGUUCUUUAUGGGUGCCUACACUGGAACUUUGUGUAUUAAGAGGUGUUGUGUUGUUAACCUCGGCUUCGCCUCGGGUUGAUAAUUUUUCUCAUGUUUAGCGCAAAGUUUCCAUAUUGGUGCGUGUGCUAUUUUGUACUGCGGCUGCAAACAUUAAUGUUCGAAAGUGGCAGUGCAUAAAAAGGAUCCAUUUCGACACGUCUUUCGAACAAAAAUUUUCGUAACGAAACAAAUUUGUCAUUUCUCAUUUGUGAAGACAUUUUUCGACACUGCUCUUACUGAGCUAUUACAAUUUAAAAUCAACUCAGCAGCGAAGUGAGACUUCACAUUGAAUUAUUGAAUUGUUAGUUGUGGGUUCGAAAUUCAACCGCGACACAUUGAUUCUUUUCAUCAGAUCGUUGUCCACAAUUGCAACAUUUGACUGAAUUUGGUUCAUUCGGAUUUGAUUUAGUACCGAUAACGUCUCUAUGUCUUUACAUGGAAGAUUUGUUUGUAAAUGACGUUCAGUCAGGUGGAUGAAAGCCGGUGACGGUUUGUGUUGUCUUUUAAUAGUAUAUUACCACAUUAGUUGAUAAGCAACACCAUUUUGUCGUAUAUUAUACGUAUACGCGCGGAAUACAAACAAUAUUUAUAACGAGUUCAGCGCAGCAGAGCGAGUGUUAGUAAAUUUGACAAGAUGACAGAAGGGUGACAGCUUGAAAUUUGUCUAACACCUGUCGGAAUCUGUUUCUAAUAACUUGUGUCAUAAUCAGCCUUAAGAGCGCUAUUAACACGUCGAUUGCCGAAUAAGGGUAUUCCUCACUUACGCUUCAAACAAUAAAAAAUUAUUUAAAAAUAAAUACAAACAAAAUGAAUGAACACAACUAACUAAAACCACCAAACAAUAUAUUAUUGCAUUAAAUUUUAAAUCAAUUACAAAAAAGAAUCCAGAGCUGCAUAAACUAUACGACCCAUUCUUAUUAUAUAUAAAGAAAAAAAAACUUUUACAAAAAUAUAUUCCUAUGAACAUCGCCAUAUUUUUAACUUUUUGCUAAAACAAAAUCAAAUUGUAAACAGAAAAACAUUUAAAAACCAAAAAAAUGAAUUUAAAUUUAAAUGAAAAGAUGAAAAGAUCGCAGUUUCAAUUCGAACUUAUCAAUCUGAACAUUAUUUAAAAAAUAAACAUCACACCUUGCCACGGCAGAGUAAAACCAGGCAGGAGCCGUUCAAUUUUCGAAUGUCAAAUAAGGGACCUAGUAAGGGAAAAUGAACUCAAAUGAACACUGACAUAAAUUGAAUUAAUUUCAUUCGCAAAAAAAUAAGGCUACCAGAUAAUUCAGGUCCUCAGUCGAAUCAAGUGCUCCUGCCUGGUUUUACUCUGCCAUGCACCUUUCCGAUGAUCAACCUUUUUGUCUGAAGAUCAUAAAAGCAAAAAAAAAAUCUUUUUUAAUAAAUCGAACAUAAAAUUCAAAAUUUGAUAAAAUCGAUAUUUUCCCAACGCUUUGAAUGGAACAGCAGAACCCACAACAAAAAAUUGUUUAUUUCUAUUAGAUGCUGUGUUGAAUAUAUAUUUGUAUCCUAUGUGCUUGCGAAAAUUGUUUGUUGAAUUUCUGUAAAAAGAAACUUUGAUUUUUAAUCUUUACUGCCAAAUUUUCCUUUCUUUUCUUUUUUAAAUAGAAAAUUCUCUCAAUUGCAAUAUUUCAACCAUUCAAUAAUGGAUUUGAUUUUUAUAUAGAAUAAAAUAUCUUCUUGUAUUCC